Molecule: messenger RNA, 981 nt
Organism: Trichoderma virens Gv29-8
Lineage: Eukaryota; Fungi; Ascomycota; Sordariomycetes; Hypocreales; Hypocreaceae
Exons: 2
Coding region: 1-981 (326 amino acids)
Source: RefSeq, a predicted model, not a curated record
AUGAUAGGCCCGUGGAAAUUGGCCCGUAGUAUCUGGCGCCUGUUCUUGGCGAUCUUCGGGGCUUGGCUGCUUCUCGCCCUGCUGUGGGCGCUUCUUCCCUUCCCUUCCGGUGAACGAGACAAUGAUAAUGGCGCCGAUUAUGCAACCAAGGUCCUCCUCAGCGGCAAGACACUGUGUCGAGUAUACAGGCAAGGGACUUCCGUAAAGGUAACCGAUGGUUCCCGAAUAGGUUUUGCGCUUGACUAUGAGCUCGAUAUCUCCAACCUCACCCUUGCAAUCUCGGGACUGGAACAGCCUCUACACGUAUUCCGCCAUACACUGGCUGAGGACAACGGACGCACGGAGGACGUAGAAGUGAUUGCGCGAGCGGGUGAUACGGAUGGCGCGAACUUGCCAUGGUUCCCACAGGCAGAUGCAAUUUUGCUCUUCUGGCAGAUUCACCGAGAGUAUGCGAGUGUUCCGCUCACAAUCCAACGGUCUGCAGAGGAAGCAGGAGAUGUGCAAAAGUUCGAUAUAUUGUUUAAUAAGCAAGGACACGGAGACGAUGUACUUUUGUCUCUGAAGAUGUGGGGGAACGACACCUCGACCAUCAGAGCCAGCGUCCCAUUACGGCCGCAUUCUUCAUCGCCAUCCUACACGUAUCCUAUCCGCGCCGUGGUCAUCCAGGCACUUGCACCGCUCUCGAUUUUGAUCAACGUUGUCUUCGGAUCCCUCGCAGGGCUUUUCAGCACUCUUAUGUCCUGGAUACUUACGGCUAUAUGCGUUAUAGUCCUGGCGUCAGGUGUAGUGGCAACCGGCAUGUACUGCUUAGGGAAACGUCCCUUUGAGUUCGUUGAUAUUGUUGGAGAUGAAAUACAGAAGCUGAGAAAUUCUGAGCUGAUGAGAAAAUGGAGAGGUCCAGAGAGUGGUGAAGGGGGAUCAGCGGGUAACACCCAGGAGCAGAAGAAAUCUUCCACUGAAACAGAGGUUAACAACGUUUGA